AUCACUCUUCAUACAUGCUCAUUCUAUCAAUGUGUUGAUACUUAAUCAAUCUCUUUUUAUUAUAGUUCUACAAUGAAGAAGAGGCAAGAAAAUAUACUCAAAAUUCAAGAAUUAUAGAUAUUCAAGCUCAAAUGACUGAGAGAUGCUUAGAACUGCUUCUACUUCCUGAAGAUACUCCUUGCUUGUUACUGGAUGUGGGUUGUGGGUCUGGUUUAUCUGGUUCAGUACUUGAAGAAAAUGGACACAUGUGGAUUGGUCUCGAUAUAUCUCCUUCAAUGCUUGAUGUGGCAUUAGAAAGAGAGACUGAAGGUGAUCUUGUGCUCGCAGAUAUGGGAGAAGGUAUUCCAUUUAAAGCUGGUUGUUUUGAUGGUGCUGUCUCUGUAUCAGCUUUACAGUGGCUUUUUAAUGCAGAUAAAAAAUCACACAAACCUGUUAAAAGGUUGUACACAUUCUUUAGCACAUUAUAUGCUUGCUUAUCUAGAUCUGCACGUGCAGUAUUCCAAUUCUACCCUGAAAAUGAAAGUCAAUUGGAAUUACUCACAGCACAGGCAAUGAAAGCAGGUUUUUAUGGAGGUGUAGUCAUUGACUAUCCCAACUCUGCCAAAGCUAAGAAAUUUUUCUUAGUACUCAUGACUGGUGGUUCUGGGCCAUUACCGAAAGCCUUAGGUACUGAUGAAGCUGAGGAGAACCUUCAAGUAAAAUAUGCAAGAAGAGAUGCAUCAAAGGCUGCCCGUGGAAAACCUUUAAAAAACACUAGAGCAUGGCUAUUAGAAAAAAAAGAAAGAAGACGAAAACAAGGCAAAGAAACUAAGCCUGACACAAAAUACACAGGCAGAAAGAGAAGUGGUAGAUUCUGAUAGCAAACAAAUUAGAAUACAUUAUAUUUUUAUUUAUUAAGAAUUUGUUAAAUAUAAUAUUAUCUUUUUAUUACAUAUUUCCAUACAGUAUCAACACCAUGACCUAUAAUUUCAAUUGGUGUCAUAUUAGGUAAUGGGAAUCUGCAAGCAACUACUACUGUAUCAGGGUUAACUUCUUUUAACAAUUUAUAUUCAAAAUCUUCCAUCAUUUGUUCCACUCCAAAAAUUACUAUUACAUCAUAUGGCUUCAAAUUAAAAGUCCAUAAAUUUUGUCUGUAAAAUUUUGUGCCAUAGAACUCUGGUUUCAAUAAAGCUGCUAAUCUUGAGUAAUAUACGAGCCAAGGAUUCAGUUCAACUCCUUCUGCUUUAAACCCCAAUUUGGCUGCAGUAAACACAAUUCUACCAUCACCAGAUCCUACAUCCAGCAGUUUUCCGUGAUGGUUUGCUAAAGCUUUGGAUACACCAGUUAAUUGUGUGGUUGUUGCUGGCACAAACGGCAAACAAAACUUUCUUAAAGCUGGGGAAACAAACGAAAUACAAACAACACUAACUCCAAUAGCAAGCCCUCCUGUAGUAUAUAUUAAUGCCUGACCGAUAGGCGAUAACUUUGAUUCUUUUUUGGAGUUUGUAAUUAGUACGUCCAUAUUUUCAGUAAAUUUUUACACUUAAUAAAUUAUAGUAAAAGUACCGAAUACAUAAACUAGUAUUUGUAAUACAUGCAUUUAAUUAUUAUAAGUAUAGAGAGUAUUAAAUAAAUAAU
Diatraea saccharalis (sugarcane borer) is the source of this 1617-nucleotide messenger RNA. The record is from the annotation of a GenBank genome assembly. Lineage: Eukaryota; Metazoa; Arthropoda; Insecta; Lepidoptera; Crambidae.